Messenger RNA from Camelus dromedarius (Arabian camel), 615 nucleotides. RefSeq names its product glycoprotein hormone subunit alpha 2 (gene GPHA2). Gene Ontology annotation, molecular function: hormone activity; thyrotropin-releasing hormone receptor binding. The transcript has 3 exons. Gene Ontology annotation, biological process: cell surface receptor signaling pathway. NCBI's taxonomy places the organism in Eukaryota, Metazoa, Chordata, Mammalia, Artiodactyla, Camelidae. The record is from RefSeq and is a predicted model, not a curated record. Bases 1 to 390 code for a protein of 129 amino acids. Gene Ontology annotation, cellular component: extracellular region.
AUGCCCAUGGCGUCCCCCCAAACCCUGCUCCUCUGCCUGCUGGUCCUGGCAGUCAUUGAAGGCCAGGGUCGGCAGGCGGCCAUCCCAGGCUGCCACUUGCACCCCUUCAAUGUGACGGUGCGAAGUGACCACAAAGGCACCUGCCAGGGCUCCCAUGUGGCACAAGCCUGUGUGGGCCACUGCGAGUCCAGCGCCUUCCCUUCCCGGUACUCUGUGCUGGUGGCCAGUGGUUAUCGACAUAACAUCACCUCCGUCUCUCAGUGCUGCACCAUCAGCACCCUGAGGAAGGUGAAGGUGCACCUGCAUUGUGGGGGGGACCGGAGGGAAGAGCUGGAGAUCUUCACAGCCAGGGCCUGCCAGUGUGACAUGUGUCGCCUCUCACGCUACUAGCCCAUCCUUCCCCCGACCCUCCCCUUCGUCAGAGGGUUUGAGGUUGGAGUAGAUCCUGUAUAUCCUGAACCUCAUUAAGGACAACAGCUCCAACCCUCUUAAGAUUCUGAUUGUCACCUCCCAAGAGGUGGGGGUUUUCUGCUUCCUCCCUGCCUCUGCCUGGCUUCCUCACCAGUCCUUCAUCAUUUCACUUUCCUCUUUGUCCCUACCCCUAAAUAAAGCAAG